Molecule: messenger RNA, 2251 nt
Organism: Annulohypoxylon maeteangense
Lineage: Eukaryota; Fungi; Ascomycota; Sordariomycetes; Xylariales; Hypoxylaceae
Exons: 2
Coding region: 108-2057 (649 amino acids)
Source: RefSeq, a predicted model, not a curated record
CAACAGUCUACCAACGAGAGUCUCAUUCACAAUACACUCUAUAACUACGUCUAGUAGUAUUCUGUAUAUACAUUUGUUUUUAUCUGUGCAUUCAACAAAAAUAACAAAUGUCCGCUACUCCCAAGAGGCCGCUGUCUGCGGCACAGGGUCGGGUUUCUAACGAGAACGCACCUCCCGCAGGACGACCUCGAGCGUCCACACCGACUUCGACAAAUGGCAACGGAACUUCCACCACGCCCCAGAGGACACGAUCCAUUCGAGGUGGAACACCUAUGUCUGCCAGAGCCGCCGCUUCUCAUAGAGCAUCAUCAUCUUUAAGCAUUUCUACUACGAAUGGAAAUGCCGACGCACGCGCCGAACUAGUCGCACUAAUCGACGACCUCAAAGAGAGAUUACAGAAGUCCGAUGCUACAUCCGAACAAUAUAGAAAGCAGACAGAGGUUCUGCAGACAAGACUUGACGAUGCCACUAAAGAACAGGCCAAAUUAGAAGAUCGGUUACAUGAAAAUGAGGAGCAGAUCGAAAGCUUUCGAAAUGACAAGAGAGAGACGGCAAAGAAGAUGCGCGAAAUGGAGACCAUUUAUGAGGCUGAGAGGAGCUCCAUGACCAAGGAAAAGGAAGAGAUGGGUAACCGAGAAGAGGAGAUGCAGGCCGUUAUUAAUAGGCUAAAGGAGACCCUCAACCAACGAAAUGCAGAGGACGAAUACCGCCCAACAAGGCAAUCAAAUAACUCCUCUCCUAGCGUAGAUAGUGGGAACUUCGCCCCACCAUCUUCCGUUCAACGUAGCGAUUCUAGGAACAACUCGAAGCUCCUGUUGCAGAAGGAUAAGCUGAUCGAAUCAUUACGUCUCGAACUCGCGGAAGCACAGAUUAAGCUUGUCGAGUCCGAGAAUCAGGGCGGUGGCCGAUUACAUGAAGUCGAACGACUCCUCAUGGAGGCACGCAUGGCUAACGCCCGGCUGAUGGAAGAUAACGAGUCGUAUCAGCUACUACUCCAGGAGAAGACACUCCACGGCGACUUCGGCAAGGGUGAUUUCAGUUACAUGAAUGUGGCCGCUAACCAAGAUGCCCUGAACGCCCUUGAAGGUAGAUCCAACGCCGGCGAUAACCCAACUACACCAGGUGCCAGUCUUGCCGAUGAACUAGGCGCUCUUAACGGAGAUGAAUCCCCUAAAGUACAUGCCGAGGAUGAUACCACACGCCGUCUAGAAGCCGAAGUCCGGGCUGCGAAGGACCAGAACAAAGCCCUCACGCUGUAUAUUAACAAGAUCAUCGAGCGGCUCCUUCAGCAUCAAGAGUUCGAGCACAUCCUCGAUCAGUCUUCCGACUUCAAGCCUGGCGCCAAUGUCCAUAAGGAUCUGCCGCCACCUCCUACAGACUCUCCUGGUGUUGGGGCCUCAUUGCUCCAGCGCGCAAAGUCCAUCGCUACUGGCGGGCCGCAACGCCCUAAGCCUAGGCCCAUGACUAUGUCCGCUUCUCACCAGCUCCAGGCGCAGAUGGCUAUGCUGCCCUCUGUCCUUAACAACCCUGAUACUGCGCCCAGCAUCCCACUCUCGGGACUGGGCAGAUCGCAUAGUACAGCCAGGCGUAUCCCAGGCCGCCCCAUGAGCGAGCAGUUAACAGGUGCUGCAGGCAUCGUGAAUGCGAUGUACAAGGGACCCGAUGGACCGCUCUCCCCGACGCUAAGCACAGCAUCAUCAUCUGCGCGCCACUCACAGACAUUCUUUGGCGGGAAUAGAGUCUCGUCGAGUAUCGGACAUAACGGCUCAUCGGGCAAUUUCCCCGGCAUGCGAAGCGAGACGAGCAGCGUCAGCGGGGAUUCGGCGGCGGACGGAACGACAGGCACGAUGACGAGCUCUAGCCAGAGCCCGCCCCGAACAGUGGGAAGUGGCAGUAUCUCUGGAGAGAAGAGUACUACGAUGACGGGAAACAAACCUCGCCCGUUGAGAUUAGUGCAGGAGAAGAAUGAAUCGGAGCGCGAGCAGAAUAAGAGGGCUUCGUGGCUAGGUUGGGCUCAGGGUGCUUGGACUAAGAAGGAGGGGGAGGAUGUGCGGUAGACAAUAAAUACAUACUUAUGAGUAUGAAGAUAGAGAGUGAGAAGUGAGAGAGUGAAGGGGAUAAUGAUGGGACUUAUAUAUACAUGCCUAGCCAGGGGAUACGUCAACCCGAGCUAGGCAUACGAGAAACUUUCGCAUAUCUGUUCUUGCUCUCGUUCAGCCUGCCACGACAACGACCGAACGAACAAGCAAAA